Messenger RNA from Teleopsis dalmanni, 902 nucleotides. RefSeq names its product cilia- and flagella-associated protein 20-like. Gene Ontology annotation, cellular component: ciliary basal body; motile cilium. The transcript is spliced from 2 exons. The record is from RefSeq and is a predicted model, not a curated record. Bases 221 to 811 code for a protein of 196 amino acids. Gene Ontology annotation, biological process: cilium assembly; positive regulation of cell motility; regulation of cilium beat frequency involved in ciliary motility. Lineage: Eukaryota; Metazoa; Arthropoda; Insecta; Diptera; Diopsidae.
ACAAUAACCAUAGCAACAUUUUUCUGUAUAAACGUCUGAACUACUUUUUUGUUUUUAUUUUAAUCGCUCAUGACAACACUGUUAAACAGCAACUAAUAUCGACAUAAACAAUACCAUAACCUUAAAAUAACGGCUGUUGAUAGUUUCGCUGAAGAUUGUUAAAAAUUUAAAACAAAUAUAUUUAAUGUGUUGUGUUGAUUUAAUUUAAACAAAGAACAAAAUGUUUAAAAACACAUUCCAGUCGGGUUUCCUAUCAAUCCUGUACAGCAUUGGUAGUAAACCGCUGCAAAUUUGGGAUAAGAAGGUUCGGAAUGGUCACAUAAAACGCAUCACAGACAACGACAUACAAAGUUUAGUACUGGAAAUAGUUGGCACAAAUGUUAGUACAACAUUUAUAACUUGUCCGCCAGAUCCUAAGAAAACACUUGGUAUUAAACUGCCUUUUCUUGUGAUGAUUAUUAAGAAUUUAAAAAAAUAUUUCACAUUUGAAGUUCAGGUGCUCGAUGACAAAAACGUACGCCGACGUUUUCGUGCCAGUAAUUAUCAGUCAACAACACGUGUUAAGCCAUUCAUUUGCACAAUGCCGAUGCGUUUGGACGAUGGUUGGAAUCAAAUACAAUUUAAUUUAUCUGACUUCACGCGAAGAGCAUAUGGCACUAAUUAUGUUGAGACACUUCGUGUGCAGAUACAUGCUAAUUGUCGUAUACGUCGUAUCUACUUUUCGGACCGGCUUUAUUCAGAAGAUGAAUUGCCACCUGAAUUUAAGCUUUUCCUUCCCAUACAAAAACCACCAGCAAAAACUACUUGCUGAAAUUUGUUUUAUUUUGUUGUUAACUCUAAUGACAGACUUUGUUUUGUAGUUUAAAGUUUAGAUUUUUUCACAUAAUUUUAAUUAUAGUUAG